CCCAAAAGAGGGAAAUUGCUAGAGUUUAAUAAAUCAAAUGCAUCAGAAGCCUGGGAAGCUCCAUACUCUGUGAGCAGGUCACCCAGUGGUUCACUGGGCUUAAUUCGCCCUAAUAGGAUUACCAGGCGCAAGCUGGGAUGGCCAGGCAGCAUCUCAUCUACUCACAGCAGUAGCUGCAGAGAGCUAUUCACAGCUAUAUUUUAUCAUUAAUGUUUGCUUUCACGGGAAUCUGCAAAUCUCGCACGCUUGAUUACCAGUAAUCAGACCACCUAUGGGGUAAUGUGUGGAGAAUUUCAGCGGUAUAGUGAGUCGAAAUGGGUCUGCUGGAUAAACUGUCGGGCUGGCUCGGCUUGAGGAAGAAAGAGGUCAACGUUUUAUGUUUGGGACUGGACAACAGCGGCAAAACUACCAUCAUCAACCAGCUGAAGCCGGCAAACCAUCCGAAUCACUUAGGUCCGUUGUCACCAGAGUGGAAGCAUGUUAGUCAGACACAGGCACAAGAGAUUGUUCCAACAAUUGGCUUCAGUAUUGAAAAGUUCAAGAGUUCAAGCCUGUCGUUUACAGUCUUUGAUAUGUCCGGACAGAGCAGAUACAGAAGUUUAUGGGAACAUUAUUAUAAGGAAAGCCAUGCUAUAAUAUUUGUCAUUGACAGCAGUGACAAACUGAGGAUGGUUGUAACUAAGGAGGAGUUAGACACUUUUCUUAACCAUGAAGACAUUCGUGGGAAAAGGAUUCCUGUUUUGUUCUUUGCCAACAAGAUGGACCUGCAAGAUGCCAUGUCCUCUGUCAAAGUCUCACAGAUGUUGUGUUUGGAGAACAUCAAGGACAAACCCUGGCACAUCUGUGCCAGCAACGCCGUCCGAGGAGAAGGCCUCCAGGAGGGCUUGGACUGGCUGCAAGAUCAAAUCGCACAAUCAUAUCAAAACGGCGAACAGAUGAAUGACCCCGCCUGAAGAUGGAACGUCUCUCAUCGCUUCAAGAACUUCUCCCACAUUCCGUCGUAGGCCUUAAAGCUCCAUAGCUCAG
Messenger RNA from Oryzias melastigma (Indian medaka), 1026 nucleotides. RefSeq names its product ADP-ribosylation factor-like protein 6. Lineage: Eukaryota; Metazoa; Chordata; Actinopteri; Beloniformes; Adrianichthyidae. The coding region runs from base 315 to 953 and encodes 212 amino acids. Gene Ontology annotation, molecular function: GTPase activity; GTP binding. Gene Ontology annotation, cellular component: axoneme; cytoplasm. The transcript is spliced from 9 exons. The record is from RefSeq and is a predicted model, not a curated record. Gene Ontology annotation, biological process: protein localization to cilium; vesicle-mediated transport; cilium assembly.